UUCUUCCACAGGAUGGUUCAGAAGAACAUCACAAUGUCCCACGGAAUGAUGAUCAGCUUGUCAAUCCGGGUAAAGAUCUGAACAUUAUAUAUGUUACAGAGACACGUGUGAGGGGUAAUGAGCAGAUUAGAGAGGAUAUUCCUACAGAUAUCCGCCCAGAUGACUGUAACAGGAGCUCAGAAGAACAUCUGGUGUCUUCACAUUUUAAAGCAGAUGAUCAUGUCACACAAGAUACCUAUGAAAAACAUGUCAUUAUCACAGAUGUACCCUCUGACAAUCACAGCAAAAAUCCAUCAUCUGAUGCUAUGAAAAACACAGAGAAGCCAUUUUCAUGUCCAGAAUGUGGGAAAUGUUUUGCUUUAAAAAACACUCUUAUUACGCACCAGAGAAUUCACACAGGAGAGAAGCCAUAUUCAUGUUCGGAAUGUGAGAAAUGUUUUGCUUGGAAAUCAGAUUUCGUUAGACAUAAGAGAAAUCAUACAGGGGAGAAGCCGUUUUCAUGUUCAUAUUGCGGGAAAUGUUAUAACCAGAAAUCAGAUCUUGUUAUACAUCAGAGAUGCCACACUGGGUCAAGGCUAUUUACAUGUACAGAAUGUAAUAAAGGUUUCAUCCAGAAAUCGGAUCUUGUUAAACAUCAGAGAAUUCACACAGGGGUGAAGCCAUUUUCAUGUUCAGAAUGUGGUAAGUGUUUUACAUUGAAAUCAAAUCUUCUUAAACAUGAGAGACGUCACACAGGGGACAAGCCGUUUUCAUGUUCAGAAUGUGGGAAAAAUUAUAGUUCUAAAUCAGCUCUUCUCAUUCAUCAGAGAAUUCACACAGGAGAGAAGCCAUUUUCAUGUUUAGAAUGUGGGAAAUGUUUUAACAAGAAAUCAAAUCUUGUUACACAUAAGAGAACUCACACAGGGGAGAAGCCAUUCUCCUGUUCAGAAUGUGGGAAAUGUUUUAAUAGGAAAUUACAUCUUGUUACACAUCAGAUAAUUCACACAGGAGAGAAGCCAUAUUCAUGUUCAGAAUGUGGGAAAUGUUUUCCUUGGAAAUCAGAUGUUGUUAAACAUCAGAGAAGUCACACAGGAGAGAAGCCAUAUUCAUGCUCAGAAUGUGGGAAAUGUUUUACUUGGAAAUCAGAUGUGGUUAAACAUCAGAGAAGUCACACAGGGGAAAAGCCAUAUUCAUGUUCAGAAUGUGGGAAAUGUUUUCCUUGGAAAUCAGAUGUUGCUAAACAUCAGAGAAGUCACACAGGGGAGAAGCCAUAUGCAUGUUCAGAAUGUAGGAAAUGUUUUACCCACAAGUCAGCGCUUGUUAGGCAUCAGAGAAUUCACACAGGGGUGAAGCCAUUUUCAUGUUCAGAAUGUGGGAAAUUUUUUACUGCGAAAUCAGUUUUUGUUAGACAUCAGAGGAGUCACACAGGGGAGAAGCCAUAUUCAUGUUCAGAAUGUGGGAAAUGUUUCACUUUGAAAUCAAAUCUUGUUACACAUCAAAUAAUUCACACAGGAGAGAAGCCAUAUUCAUGUUCAGAAUGUGGGAAAUGUUUUAACAGGAAAUCAAAUCUUGUCACACAUCAGCUAAUUCACACAGGAGAUAAUUCAUGUUCUUAAUGCGGGAAAUGGAAAUCAAAUUUUGUUACAAUAAGAGAAUGUACAAAAGGGAAAAUCCAUUUUUAUAUCCCGAAUUUGGGAAAUAUUUACCCACAAAUCACAUCUUUCUAAACAUCAAAGAACUCGCACAGGGAGAGAAGCCAUUUUCUUUCGUUAAACUAAAGAAAAAUAUCACUUACAGUCAAAGUAAAGACCUAUCACACCAAGAUUCAUAAAUGAUGAUUAUGAAAUGUAUGUACUGACCAAUCAAUGCCUCUUAUCUAAAAAGCAAAUAGAAUACAGAUAACUCACCUGUAUAUCCACCAUGUGCAGAAAAUAUUUUACAUUAAUUUAUUUAACUAAAUAUUAAAACUUGUUUCCAAUUAUUAAAAAUAUUUGCUUUAAAACUU
Messenger RNA from Bufo gargarizans (Asiatic toad), 1984 nucleotides. RefSeq names its product zinc finger protein 84-like. Gene Ontology annotation, biological process: regulation of transcription by RNA polymerase II. Gene Ontology annotation, molecular function: DNA-binding transcription factor activity; RNA polymerase II cis-regulatory region sequence-specific DNA binding. The record is from RefSeq and is a predicted model, not a curated record. Lineage: Eukaryota; Metazoa; Chordata; Amphibia; Anura; Bufonidae. The transcript is spliced from 3 exons. Bases 306 to 1595 code for a protein of 429 amino acids.